ACGGUCCUUAUGAACCCCGACAAGCAGUUCGACGCGUUCGGGUUCGAGGCGGAGGCCAAGUACAAGUCGCUCUCGCUGCACAACCGACACAGGGACUGGUACUACUUCCGGCACUUCAAGAUGAACCUCCAUCACACCCGGGAGCUGACCAGGGACAUGCUGCUCACGGACGCAAGCGGAAAGACAAUGAAAGCCAUGAUCAUCUUCGCAGAAGCCAUCAAAUACGUAAAGGUUCACCUGCAGAAGAGGCUUCGAGAAGGCCUCAACGAGGACGUGUUGCCCCGGGAGAUAUGCUGGGUCCUUACCGUGCCUGCCAUCUGGCGUCAGUCCGCCAAACAGUUCAUGAAGGAGGCGGCGUCUAAGGCCGGUAUCCCCGGGGCGCAGCUGAGUCUGGCGUUGGAGCCCGAGUCUGCGGCGAUCUACUGCAAGGAGCAGGCGCUGAGCCGCGUGGGGGGAGUGGACGGCGUCUACUUGCGCGCCUUCGACCCCGGCGAGAGGUACAUCGUCGUCGACUGUGGUGGGGGUACAAUAGACACCACGGGGCAUGAGGUGCUGGCGGAUGGGACCCUAAGGGAGCUGCACGCGGCAACGGGCGGACCAUGGGGAGGGACGCUCGUCAACGAAGCGUUCGAGCAGUUUCUUGCAAAGAUGGUGACUCCCCCUGUGUUUGAGCGGUUCCGAGCCGAGUGCGCGAGCGACUGGAUCGAGCUGGAGCGAGACUUCGAGAAUGCCAAGCGCGGCUUCUCCUCUAGUGCGGGCGAGACGGACCUGCGCUUCCCGCCCGAGCUGGGCCGGAUGUACCAGGAGAGCCAGAAACUGGACCUCCGGGAGCGGCUCAAGGAAGACAAGUACAGGAAAGGUGUGGAGCUAGUAAAAAACAACCUUCUCAUAAAGCCCGUCGUCAUGAAGGAGUUCUUCCGGGCAGCCACCGCUCAAAUCAACGCGCACAUCGGGGAUCUGCUUAAGAAGAGGGAGCUUCGGGACGUGUCCACGCUGCUCCUAGUCGGGGGCUUCUCCGAGUCCCGGAUAGUCAGCGAGGCAGUGCGGGAGUUCCAUUCUCGCAUGCGCGUGAUCAUCCCGGAAGGCGGAAGUCUUGCCAUCCUCAAGGGAGCCGUCAUGUUCGGUCUGAACUCCCGAAUCAUCGCAGAGCGCGUCAGUCCUUACACGUACGGCGUGCAUACCCGGAAGUUCCUCGCGACGGGAAAUGGCUACCCAGCGUCGUCUCUUAAGAAAGUGCAAGGUCGGCUCCUAGUCGAUAAUGCGUUUGACAAACACAUAGAAAUAGGUGAACGUGUUUACAUCGGUGGUACAUCGGUGGAACGAAAGUAUGUUAUAAGCAACAGGAGGAACAGGUCGGUGUUCUGGAACGUGUUUCAGUCGACACUUCGUGACCCAUUGUUGUGUGAUUUUGACAAUGGCUGUGUGUAUCUUGGCAAGCUGACGAUAGAGAUACCACAAGAGAUUGUGGAGGAGCGCGUGUCCCUGCGCCUCAGUAUGACUUGCAGGGGGUCGGAGCUGGAGGCCCGCGUAAUGGCCCAGGACCAGGGCCUGUCAUGCGGGGCCGUGUUCGACUUCCUGGACACGGACAUUACCGGAAGUGACGUCUCUGUCGACCUCGAUGAGGUGCAUGUAGACUGAGAUUGCUACUAUGGUAGUCAUAGCUAUGAAGCAUCGCAACAUAUAUUUGAAUACGUGUAGUUCAAUACUGUGCAAACCGUGUUUGUGAUCUCUGUUGAGAACAAUUAACCACGCUGAUCAACUUUACCAUUCCACGUGUCGUCAAGUGCCUGUGCCAAAAUACAACAUGAAGUUUUAAUUAUUGGCACUGAAUCAAAUUCAGAUCGGAAAUGUAGACCUUACCAAAGAACUGUUGGUAUUUCUCAAUUUAAGUAUUAUUAUGACAGUAUUUUAUAUACUCACAAAAUGGCUCUGUAACAUACAACGUAGCCAACUUGUCACAUUUAAAAUACAUGUACUGUAGAGUCCCUCGAAUUGCUUUACACCACUUGAUUUUUUAUUCCAAAGGAGGAAAUAUUCAAAUGCUCAUUCUAUUAGUAAUUCACUGAAAAAUCAACAAGGAUUUUAUUAAUUAAAGUACCGGGUAUUUCUCUAGAAGUGCUGACAUGCUGUGGUCGAUUUUCUUAACCGAUACUCAAAUAUGCUGGUAAACAAUUCGAAACUGUUGGUGAAAAGCAGCGCAUACAUGUUUUGGUUUAAAUCUUAUUAACCAAUAACAACAAUACAUAGGAACUUUUCAAUAUGUUUGUAUUCCACUUUCAUACAUUAUCACAAUUAACACAUCAUAUAUGGAAAAAUAUAUAUGCAUUCAUUAACAUUGUUAACAUUCUUACAGUUAGCCUGUCAUCUGCCAAAUGCAAAUUUUAUGAACUACAUGUUUAUAUUUUGUAUAGAAUUAUAUUUAAGUGAUACAUUUCCACUUAGAAAUUGAAGAGCCCUUCAAUACAAGACCUAAAAAAAAUUCCUGUGAAAUAAUAUUACUAUAAAAUAACUGUCAACGUUAACAACCCCAUUCAUAACAAUAAUACAAUCUUGAGCACAUGACAUCUGCAGCGGAACUGAUUCACAUGACAUUACAAACUGCUCCAUAUGUGCCUCGCCCUGAGAAAAUGGGGUGAAAUGCAUGUGCAUAAAUUGCAAUACCAGAUUAGCCUGUGAAGUCUGCACAGGCUAAUCAAGGGUGACAUUUUUCACUUUAUAUGUAUUUUUUGUUUCAAAGAAGU
Molecule: messenger RNA, 2741 nt
Organism: Dreissena polymorpha
Lineage: Eukaryota; Metazoa; Mollusca; Bivalvia; Myida; Dreissenidae
Product: heat shock 70 kDa protein 12A-like
Exons: 7
Coding region: 10-1638 (542 amino acids)
Source: RefSeq, a predicted model, not a curated record